Messenger RNA from Diaporthe citri, 1497 nucleotides. RefSeq lists its product as uncharacterized. Gene Ontology annotation, molecular function: methyltransferase activity. NCBI's taxonomy places the organism in Eukaryota, Fungi, Ascomycota, Sordariomycetes, Diaporthales, Diaporthaceae. The transcript has 2 exons. The record is from RefSeq and is a predicted model, not a curated record. Bases 1 to 1497 code for a protein of 498 amino acids. Gene Ontology annotation, cellular component: nucleus.
AUGGCGCCCACAUUUGUCGACCUGUUUUGCGGAAUUGGUGGGUUCCGCAUUGGCCUCGAAGCAGCCGGAUUCGAAUGCGUCUACGCAAACGAUAUUGGCAAAAAGGCUGUUGAAGUUUACAAGAAGAACAGGCGACCUGAUGCACACUAUCCUGUGGAGUGCGCAGAUAUUCGAGAUGUCUUCAAUAACAGACUGGACACCAUUCCACCACACCAUGUGCUUGCCGCAGGAUUUCCAUGCAACUCUUUCACGGUGCUGGGGGCUGGCCAAGGCGAACAAUGUCCCAAGUAUGGCGAACUGGGAGGGUACGUUGUCAAGGUAGCGGCAGCGAAGCGUCCGGUUGCCGUUCUUUUGGAGAAUGUGCCCAUGUUCUUCAACGGCGGAAGGCCCUGGUUUCGGCACAUGGUAGCCGCGUUCACAGAGGCUGGAUACGACUGCAGGUACAGCAUCUUAUCAGCCUGGGAUUUCGGUCUACCGCAGCACCGCAAACGUGGCCUAAUUGUCGCGGUGAGGAAGGACGUGGCUGGUGCUCCAUUCAAGUUUCCUCUGCCACCCCAGAGGGCGCAGGUGACACUACGCAGCGCCCUACUUCCCGCGGAUUCUGUGGAAUUGUCGGGCUCGAUAAAGUUCAGGCAAGAUGAAGUUCACGUGGAAUGGAAGGAGACACGGGAUCCGGGAUCCACGUGGGAUGAGAUUGUGGAUGAGGUCCCAAGCAGCUGGCAAAGCCGCUUCGGACUCAUAAAUCUUGGAUCAAUAAAGGCGUUGAGCGCAGGAGCUAAUAGCCAAAUCUACCAUGACCUUGGAUUCCAUCCUUGUGUUACGGGGCUAACUGUACGGCAGUGGAUCUUCACACGGGGCACCGACGACGAGGGCCCGGUGAUCCGCAGGAUACACCCGCUUGAGCUACGCAAAAUCCAGGGUUUCCCUGACGACUUCGAACUCCAUCGCGCUAAGACAGUUACUACCAAGCAACUCUCCAACGCCGUGCCUCCUCAAAUGGUCGAAUGGGUCGGUCGUGCUGUGGCAGAGCAGUACCGUGAGUCUUUCGACGAAGAUGAGCACAACGUGACCAAGACACCUGGGAAGCAAAGAUCAAGCCGGAAGUCGAGCCGGAAGUCGAAAGGGAAGGCGAGCCGGAGGCCGAGUCGCAAGCGGAGCCGUGAGUCGACUCGCAAGUCAAGAAACAAGUCGAGCCACAGUCAUGCGUCGAAGGGGAGACACAGGUCGAAGGACAGCCACAGGCCGAAGGACAGCCACAGGUCGAGCCGCAAAAGGACACUCUCUUCAGGUUCGAAUGAGACCCCGCCACGGAAGCGUCAGCACCGGCAGUCCGCUACGAGUCCGGACUCGCGAUCUAGGGAGUCUACCGGCACGGCUGGGUUUGACGGCAACGUGAACUCGUCGCUGAGCCCGGGUUCGCAAUCUAGGCUGUCAACCGGGACGUCAGGAUUUGAUGGGAACGUGAUAGCGUCGGCCCGCAGGCGACAUAGAAAGUGA